AUGGGAUCCGACGACGAUUCCAUAGUGUACGCUGCUAAGCUACGUGCAAUUGAGAUGGCAUUGGAAGUCAUCAAGGAAAAAUGCAAUGACAAAGAUAACCAAUGGAAAGACUGCCUGGUAGAGAGCGGAGCGGUUAUCUUUACAGAUAACCAGGUAGCUCUUAAAGCCAUCCAAAAUCCACAAAUGCCAUCUGGCCAGGAAAGCGACAACGUCAGUGCUGAUCCAGCUCCGCACAGGGAUCAUCGGACUGGCCGAAUACCUAUCCAAAAUCAAGAGGAAAGACUCACCACGGUGGUCAAAUUGCUCCGCAAGGUAUUCUUUCCACAACCACCAGAGGCGGAUCUCUCCGAUAUACAACAAACCCACACCAGCAACCGAGAACAAUACCACCUCCCACCGAUAAACGACACCGAAGUGAGAGCUGCAAUCAAGAAAGCACCACCGAACAAAGCACCCGGAUACGACACGCUGCCGAAUCGACUGUGGCGGGCCCUUGCGGAACCAGGAUCACGGUCAGAGGAUCGGUUUAUAUCACUCCUCACCGCGAUCUUCGACGUCUGUGUUCGAAUUGGACACAAUCCACAGCACUUUCAAACCUCCAUCACAGUCACACUACGAAAGGCCGGCCCACGGGACUACCGAGUUCCAAAGUCAUAUCGACCAGUUGCGUUGUUAAACACACUCGGCAAGGUCCUUGAGGCAAUUGUGGCCACGCGAAUAGCGUGGUGUGUGGAGGAAUACAAGCUGCUCCCAGAGACGCACCUUGGGGGAAGAAAAGGGGUCUCUGUGGACCAUGCAAUCCAGUUAAUCCUUGGAAAGAUACACCAAGCAUGGGGAGACAGUAAGAUAGCCAGCAUGUUACUCCUCGACGUGGCUGGAGCAUACGAUAUGGUCUCGCAUGAGAGGUUAUUGUACAACAUGCAGCAGAUGGGACUUGGUAUACUUGCUCCGUGGGUCAAGUCAUUCCUUACUGGUAGGAGUACACGAAUCAAGCUACCAAACGGUCACCUAAGUGACGCAUUCCCUACACCAACCGGUAUCCCACAGGGCUCACCGAUCUCACCUAUCCUCUUCCUCCUCUUUAAUGCACCGCUUGUACGCGCCUGCACACUACGGGGAUUAUAUUAUGGGGAGAGUGAGGCAUACGGCUGGGUAGAUGAUGUAUGUAUUCUAGCUAUCUCAAACAGCUAUGAAGAGAACAUCCGGGUGCUAGAGAAAGCACUGCAAAGAGCGGCUAUAUGGGCGAAGAAACAUGCUGCGAAGUUCGCUCCUGAUAAGUUCGAACUGAUCCAUUUCGCAAAUCCACGAUCCACCGCCACUACUACUACCACUGCCAACACCGCCACCACCACCACAGAUAUCUGGGAAGUCCCAGACGACCCAUUAGGCCACGACGGUAUGCCAGUUGUUAUCCCAGGAGACAUACCAGCUGUCCUCGCGCCAAAAGAAGUAGCCAGAUACCUCGGUGUAUGGCUCGACAAGCACUUAAAUUUCACAACCCACCGGAAGAAGAUGCUUGCAAAGGGAGCCGGCAGUCUCGAAGCACUCCGCGGAAUCUCAGGGUCCACGUGGGGGUCAUCAUUGAUUGCAAUGCGGAAGGUCUAUCAGGCAGUCAUCAUUCCACAGAUGCUAUGGGGACUGUCUGCGUGGUACUGCCCAGCUGCCAGAGCAAUGCCAAGGGGCGAUCUCGACAAGCUCACCAACGAACUCACAAAGAUACAAAAACGUGCGGCAAUCCUGAUUAGUGGGGCCUUCCGAGGAACAGCAGGAGCAGCACUCGAUACAGAAAUAUUCAUCACCCCAAUCAGACUACGAAUCCAACAGAUCAUCGAAGAAACAGCCAUACGAAUCCUCACCGGCCCGCGGUGGGUAUGCCCACAAAUUGCAAAAAUAGCUAGGAAACCAAAGGAACGAAAAGUCGGGGGGUGGUCCCCAACCGAGGCGAUUGCAUGGAAAACAAUCCGACUACAAUCUGACAAAUGGGAGGAGAAGCAGGCAUUUGUGCUUGCACCCUGGGAGACACGGAUCCCAUGCUUUAUUGAGAACCAAGAAGCUGCAUUGAAAACCCACAAUGGCAUCUACGAAGAAGCUGCUUGUGACAAACAGGGGCAAAUAAAAAUGGUUUUCACGGACGGGAGCGGAUUUGCAGGACACAUUGGCGCAUCAAUGGCCAGUCUUCAGCAUGGGGUAUCGUCACAAAGACGCUAUCUUGGAAUGGACUCCCAGUCCACAGUGUACGCUGCCGAGCUCAACGGCAUUGAAAUGGCAAUUGCCAACACCAGGCAUAACAAGGGACAGGCUCGAGAAGUGAUCAUUUUCUCCGACAGCCAAGCUGCCAUCCGGGCAGUUCAGAACCCACAGCGACCGUCUGGCCAGCACGUGCUGACGUCAAUCUAUAAUCACGUACGAACCAUCCGGUCACGAAGUCAGCAAAACCCAACGAAUAUCACCAUCAGGUGGAUCCCUGCACACGUUGGUGUGGACGGCAAUGAAUUUGCCGAUGAAGAAGCAAAAGGUGCAGCGCUUCUGGGCGCGGGGAUGGGAACUGCGACCGGGAGCGGAACGGGUGAACCGAUAAUCCGCCUCGCCGCAGCUGCCAAGAGGGCGGUACGCCAGCGAAUCAGGGAGCGGUGGGAGAAGCAAUGGGAGCGAGAAAGGACCUCGGCCCCCACAAAGCGCUUGGUGCAGGCGCCGAACAAGAAGACCCUCCGUCUGUACGAAGGCCUGUCGAAGCCGCAGUGUGCAAUCCUGAUUCAAAUGCGCACGAUGAGGAUCGGGCUUCGACACUUCUUGUUCAAAAUCAAGGCAGCGGAGACUGACCGGUGUAAUUGUGACGAGGGCUCACAAACACCAAGACACAUCCUGAUGCAGUGUCCAAAGUAUGCCAUUCCGCGUACAAAAUUGUGGGAGCAACUGGAUAAGAUUGGGAUCGGAAUCACGGAAAUAGAUUACGACAAGAUCGUAUCAAACCCGCAGGCCACCCGCUACGUGGUCAACUUCAUGCACCAAACAGGUCUCCUCCAGCAGUUUCAACACGUUAGGAUCGAGGAGGACGACGACGACGAACCGACAGGCCUCGCGGCAAUGGGACUAGGUAUGGAAGACGAUGGGUAUUAG
Molecule: messenger RNA, 3117 nt
Organism: Penicillium coprophilum
Lineage: Eukaryota; Fungi; Ascomycota; Eurotiomycetes; Eurotiales; Aspergillaceae
Exons: 2
Coding region: 1-3117 (1038 amino acids)
Molecular function (GO): RNA-DNA hybrid ribonuclease activity; nucleic acid binding
Source: RefSeq, a predicted model, not a curated record